This is a messenger RNA of Arachis stenosperma, 456 nucleotides long. RefSeq lists its product as uncharacterized. Lineage: Eukaryota; Viridiplantae; Streptophyta; Magnoliopsida; Fabales; Fabaceae. The coding region runs from base 1 to 456 and encodes 151 amino acids. The record is from RefSeq and is a predicted model, not a curated record. The transcript has 6 exons.
AUGCCUCACAAAUUAAGAGAGGUCCUGUCUCCAUUAAAGGAUGGAAUUGUUGCAAACUGGGACAUUGUUGACAACAUAUGGGAUCAUGCCUUCAGUUGUUUCAUUUUAUGGCAUAUGUUGCUGGAGUUUAUAAUUGUAAUGAUGCUUGGGCAGCUCAUGGAGAUUGAUAAAAAUAUUUGCGGAUCUUUGGUGAACACUAAGUUCAAAUUGUGCAUAUAUAGCAAAUUGUUGCAGCAUGACCUCAGGGAGAAAAGAAACAUACAAGAAUUGAGUGGUGUUUUUGUAUUUAAUGUUCCUGAAAGAGACUAUCUAGAUAGGCCAACUGCUAGGCUCAUAAAAGAAUUUCACCGCAUCGAGAGUAUGUUUUUUAACAACCAUUUUGAUGCAACAAGAUUUAGCAUAUGGGACAAGUCAAGCAUGGAUAUAAAAUAUGCAAGUAGAUUAACAUCUUUUUGA